Micropterus salmoides (largemouth bass) is the source of this 1625-nucleotide messenger RNA. RefSeq names its product collagen alpha-1(IX) chain-like. Lineage: Eukaryota; Metazoa; Chordata; Actinopteri; Centrarchiformes; Centrarchidae. The record is from RefSeq and is a predicted model, not a curated record. Bases 309 to 875 code for a protein of 188 amino acids. The transcript has 7 exons.
UAAAGCCAAAGUUUAUGAUGAAUGGCACAGCAGCUGCGGGUGUUGUCCUUAUCAUGUGUGGCAGUGUGCAGCAGAUAUGUAGCAUGUGUUACGUAGGUAGGUUAUAGGUAACACGGAGGAGAAUAACAGCAAGCUCAUACCGACGUUUGUUCACGAGUCCCACAUCUGGAGUCCAGGUCAAGUCUGCAGUCUUUUGAGGAUGAGUCUCAGGUCAAGUCUAUGUCAAGUCACUGUGUGUGUGACUCAAGUCCAAGUCUCAAACUCGAGUCCCCAUCUCUGGGCAACACAUGUGAAUUACUGUGAGUUUGAUGUUUUCUAAUGUUCACUGUUGUAUCUUUAGGGGGAGAGAGGAGAGACGGGCUCUAAAGGACACCAGGGGGAGCCAGGCAGAGAUGGAGAUCCAGGGACUCCUGGUGUACCUCUCAACUCGCCACAACUCGACUCUACUCGACUUGGUUUUGGCCCGCUGUCCGUUUCCCAUUGCAGAUAGUACCCAGAAAUACUCCAGAGAUAGUACUCCCCCAGGUUGGCGCAAGCUUCCCCCACCACCACUUGCGGAGCUCCUUAAAGGGAUUAUUUGGCGAAGUGGGACCCAGGGGAAGGAAAGGAGAGGAGUGACAGGUGACGUAGGCUCCAGGGGGCCUGAAGGAAAGAAAGGGGACAUGGGCCACAUGGGUUCUGUUGGUCAAAGGGGAUUUCCUGGCCAGGACGGGUUGCCGGGCCAACCAGGCCAACCAGGAUAUCCGGGGAAACCUGGCAAGCCUCCCUCAGAUGAACAUCUUCUAAAGCUCUGUGAGGACGUUCUGCGCAAUCAACUUCCAGCACUGCUCCAGACCCUGAUCCCCCAGCUGGGUGUGAACCUUGCCAGAGCAUGAAGGGACCCCCGGGUGAGCCAGGACCACCAGGGCCCAAAGGCUCCAUGGGAACUCCAGGCUACCCUGGCAGGAAUGGUGCUCCCGGUUACCCAGGACCUCCUGGCCUGCAGGGUCCUGUAGGCCUUAAAGGUGAUAUAACCCAUAAUGUAGGGAUUGACAUGGUAAUAAUCAACACCUUAGGACAAGUUUAUAGUAUCUGUAUUUAAUACUCCCUUUUGAGGCAGAGGUGUCAGAUUCACUGUCUGCAAGUGUAACUGAAACUUGAAAACAAGACAAUGAAUAACAACAUCAAUUCAUGAACAGGAGCUAAGACAAAAUGUAUUGCUCUCAUCAACGAUUAAAAUCAAAACAGUGUCAGCGACUAACAAAUUGAAUGUGUUAAUGCUCAGUGUACCCCAUAAAACAAGAUCAUUAAACAAGUGAACAUCAGCACAGCUACAGACAUAAAAAUCUUAGUGAGCUGUCUCUGAUUUAUCAUCACUUGAAGAUAGCGAGUGGCUAAUCAGCCGUGAAAGAUGCCAAACUGUACCACUCCACUGCUGUGUAUCAUUUCCACUCACUGGGUCAGGCAAACAGCAACUUCUGAGGUAUCAGGCUUGGUUGAAAACCCUGAGGGAAGAGACAAUUUAUAAGUAAAAUUUACUUAUUUUUUUGCUAAUUAGCAAAUAUUAGCAUGCUAACAAGCUAAACUAAGAUGGUGAACACUGUGAACAUUAGAUAUCAAAUGCUAAAUAUCAAAAUAUUAGCUUU